UCCGCAGAGUUGUCCUCCCUUUAGUGUGGGUACGACCAGGGACAGCCAGGUGCUCACUGCGCAUGUGCGAGAAGCGCUGCACUUUGUGACUGGCCUGGUGUCUUCUGGGACCUGUCAUGUCCACAGUCUCUGAUCAUCUACUGUACUGUCGGCAGUCUCUUGGUCAUCCCCUGUACUGUUUGCAGUCUCUGGUCAUCUCCUGUACUGUCUGCAGUCGCUGGUCAUCUCCUGUACUAUGUCUGCAGUCUCUGGCCAUCCCCUGUACUAAGUCCGCAGUCUCUGGUCAUCUCCUGUACUAUGUCUGCAGUCUCUGGUCAUCUCCUGUACUGUGUCCGCAGUCUCUGGUCAUCUCCCUGUACUGGUAUGUACUAUGUCUGCAGUCUCUGGUCAUCUCCUGUACUGUGUCCGCAGUCUCUGGUCAUCUCCUGUACUGUGUCUGCAGUACAACAAACACUUUUCUCCUGCGCUAGGAAAAGACUCAGUAGACCCAAUAGGAGUGUUGGAAUUUUCUGGAAUAUGCACUGCUUGCUGCUCUCAACAGACCGGGGUGGUCCAAAUACACUGGAUGCA
Staurois parvus is the source of this 570-nucleotide messenger RNA. Lineage: Eukaryota; Metazoa; Chordata; Amphibia; Anura; Ranidae. The record is from the annotation of a GenBank genome assembly.